AAGACUGAAGAAAUAAAAGGAAUGGGCUCUGUCAUCAAGUUUCUUUCGCUUCUCAUGGUUGUCUUGGCGAAUAUCGUAAACACGACAGAGGUCGUCAAGGAAUACGGUAAGUUCUACUGUAAAUAAACACUCAUUGAAUGUAGGUCAACAUUUCGGAAUAUAAACCAAAAAAGUCAACUUAACAGUCAAUAUUCGAAUGCAGCCGAAAAUGGUGAAAUGGUGAAAAUGGACGACUUUAUAAUAUACUCCAAAAAGGUGCCUUUUACAGAAAAUUGGACUUUUGAAAUUCAAGCACUAAUUAAAUGAAAUAUUCCGUGUUUCAAUGAAAAAAAUGAUCAACUUUAUGAUAUAUUCUAAAAAUACGGAAAGUUGGACAACCUCAAUCACGUCUUAAUUCUGUUGAUACUUUGCGCUUCAAUUGUUUCUAACAAUGUAAAUAUCUCAGCGAGCAUUUACCCCCAAGCUUUUUUAACGGCCGUCGAAAUCCGGCCUCACAAAAUAAUCUUUCAACGUGGAUUACAUAACCCAAAAUAUCGAACAUUUUCUCACCCAUUGCCAAAUUUCUGUUAUUUCAUUUGUGAAUGUAAUAUUGUGUGUUUCAGAUGACCCAGCAUCCACUGCAUAUGGCGAACUUAGAAAGGAUUAUAAAAAGUUUGAAUUCGCGAUCAUAAAGGCGAACUUUGGUCGUCCCCCUGGAAGUGGGAGUCAUUUUUUCUUGAAACAGAACGAAAAAUCUUGUGUGAAACGCUGUAAUGAAACUAGAAAUGCUACACACUUCUGUCAUUGUGAUAGAUUGUGCUCACUUUAUAAAGAUUGUUGUGUUGAUUACUGGCCAAGGUAGGUUUAAAAUUAUCGUGUUUGUGAUAUCAGAGAAAAUUGCUAAAAACCACAGGAACCGCUGGAUGGGGGGGGGGGGGGGGGGGGAGAGGGCUGCAGAGGAUCUGGCCGGGGAGGAAGGGGUUGUGCCCCCAAUGUUUUGCCAAGUAAAAGAAAAAAGUAAUCUAACCACAACCAUUCACUUCCAAAAAACACUUGGCGGCCACUGGUGUACUGUAAGCUUAACUCAGGAAACGGAAAGUUGUGGGGCAGAUUAUGAUAAUAAUCUCUAUGGAGAAUGUACGAUGAGAUUAAGUAAAGGGAGGGAGAAAUUAAAAAAUACGGAUUUAGGAAUUGAAACCCCAUUGAGGAACCUCUCGUAAUUCAAUUCAAUGUCAACAACUACAACUUUUAUUGUACUUCAAAAACACUGCUUACAUAUAUAUUACAUAAAAAAAGGAAGAAAUUUACACUGAUUUGAGAAGUAUACAUGUCACCUAAUAACCAUUUACUGCUAGCAUAGACUGGUGACAUUUACAUUUAUAUAACACACAUUAGUUUGAAGUCAUACAGUGAGAAGCUGAAAGAAACAACAUAUUAGUACAAAUUGACAGGUACAUAUACCGAGCACUACUACUGGAUGAAAGAAUACCACUAUUUAACAAUAUAAUUAAUUUGACCACAAGUUAUUAAAAGCCAAUUAUCAUUGAUGCUGUAAAAUUAACGCAAUAUUUAUACAGCAAUAUAAGGAAAAUUUACUGAACUUCAGACAUCAUUUUCUCUUUGGCGUACCGUCUAAAAUCUCUUUAUUUUGGCAUAAUUUUAUAGAUAAUGCACUAAUUAUAUAAAACAUACUUUUUAAUUAGUUUUUUUGCCGCUUGAGAAACGUAUCAAAAACUAAAACCUUGAAUAUAUAUAGUCAUAACCAAGUGGCCUAUAUAGCUAUACUAUCCCACUUCAAGUGGGAAACUAUAUUCAUUUAUAGUUUUCAGUGCGUGUUACAUACAAGGGUGGGUUGACUACAAAAUUUUUGUAGUUCGCUAUAACUACAGCUACUUCAAAAAUAUGUAGUCAGCUACAACUACUGCUACUUUUGAACAAAGGUAGUUCGCUACUGACUACAGCUACUGCUUAAAAAAUGUAGCGAACUAUUUCGCUACUCUAUAUUUUUUAGUUUACGGUAUUUGGAGCGUAGUUGAGCAUCCACUAACUCAGGCUGUAAUAUAACCUAUAACAAAUCGACUUACGAGUAGCAACAGUAAACAAAAAGGGUCAAAGCAACAUUUUUGUAAGCCCUACAGUGUUCAGGAGUGCCACUUUUCAUUGCGCUAAAAUAAUCUUUACUGUAUAAAAUAAUCUUUUAAGCAAACCGUGUCUUAAUAUCAUUCUAUUCUAUGAACGAUUUCUAACAAUUUUAAAAAGUAGCGAAUAGCGAUUUGCUGUUUGAAAAGUAGUCAACUAUUUGGCUACUUUUAGGCAAAAUGUAGUUCGCUAUAACUACAACUACUGUUUUAAAAAAGUAGUCAAAAACUACUGGCUACUUGAAAAUUGUAGUUCGCUACUGUAGCGAACUACUACUACUUCGCUACUACCCACCCUUGGUUACAUAACAUACAAAAGAUUCUCCUCUUAAUUAAUUGCUGUUAAACUGCUGCUUUUUUGUUCCUGCAGUUGCAACGUAACUACCAAACCAUUCAAUCGGUCAGCGCAAGAACUUUGGGACUGUGUGGACGCUAAAUUCAGGCAAGCAAAAAGCAACAGAAGCCUGGCACCCAUUGCAUAUAUGAUGAUAAGCCGUUGCCCGGGAACGAACAUAACAGCCAAUCAGAGUUCACGAAAUUGCAUCAGACCUGAGACCAACCGUACGGAUAUUUCCGAACGCAUUCCGGUGACUGGAGAAGAUGGAAAAACAUAUAGAAACGCAUAUUGUGCCAAGUGUCACGGGAUUACUAAUAUCACUCAUUGGGGUCUAAUGGUAGUAUGCUUUGAUCCGGUAAAGAACGGAACUAAUCUCGCAUACGGAAGUGCUUACCUGUGGGAGAAUUGUACCUGGUACGUAUCCCCGGGGAAUGAAAGUACUCUGUCAGCAAGUACUUGUGGACAGUCGACUCUGUGCGAAUCUACGAUCAACACGACAGAGUCGUUGAAAUACAAUGAUCUUGUGAACAAAUGCAAAGCUUAUUCUCAACUGCUUGAGGUGGACGAUGCACUAUAUAAGAAUUUUCACUGUGCUUCAUGUAACGGGAAAAGCGUCAAGAAAUUCAAGAAACCGCCUGAGAAUGUUAAAAACCCUUCACUGUCGUUAUUUUUCGAUUACAAGUCGCUUUCACGAGGGUCUGACGACGAGGACGCUGAAGUUACGAGGGUUGGGGAGAGUUCUGAUGAAGUCAUUCAGGGAUAUCUCACUAUGAUUGGUCUAUCGUUAUCAAUCACGUGCCUAUUAGCAGUCGUGAUGACGUACAUCCGGUUUACAACAUUGAGAACAGUCCCAGGCCUCGUAUUGAUCGCACUGUCGCUAUCACUCCUAGCAUAUCAAGGCCUCCUAUUGGCUAGCCCAUAUGUGACGUCAGGAACUCCAGGAUGCAAAGCUAUGGCAGUUUCGUUACACUUGAUGAUCCUCUCUUCUUUUGCAUGGAUGACAGUUAUGAGUUAUGAUGUGUGCAAGACAUUUUCUCGAAAAGGUGGGGUAUAUUAUUUUCCUAUCAUUACUUAUAGCCACUGAUGAGUUUUGAAUAAUCCUGAUUAAAUUUUGAAAACAAAUCCAUAUUCUUUUGCUCUAAACAACGAUCGAUAUCUCAAACUAAAGUAUUUCUAUUUAUUUUCAUUUAUAAUUAAAACUUCGCCUGGAGGCUAAAAAUUAACGUUGCCUCUGUACAUGUAAAUAUAAAAGACAAACAUAGGAAAAAGCAAAAGAACAGCAGUGAAUACCAAUUACUGUGGGCUCUUAAUUAAUUAAUAAAACAAGUUUACAAAAAUUAAUAAUUAAGUUUAAAUAAAAUAAACACACACAAAUAAAAAUAAAAUUAAGUUAAUCAAUGAUUCAUAAUCAUUUCUGUACUUCAUUCAGGCAAGAGUAAGUCAAACCGUUCUGCUUUCCACCGUUAUGUUAUCUUCGCCACGUCCAUCUCCGGUGGGAUUGUGGCAUUGACGUUCACGCUUGGCGAAACAAACGCCGUCGACGUUGGAUAUGGUAAGGAAAUUAUUAUACAAAAACGGUAAAAGAUGAUAGGGGACAAUAGGACAUAGAUAGAUUUUGUUAUGAUGUAUGAUGGAAAGAUUUACUAGAUAGGAAGGCUGUUAUUUGUGUGGAAAUGGCGCGUUACAUUACACUUUUAAAAUGCAAGAAUUAACACAAUGGAUAUAUCUGCCACCAUUGACUCGGGAGACAAAUGAUAGAAUUCAGGGUGCGAUAAUUCGCAUACUUAAGUACCGGAGGUAUGCCAAUAUUAUUGUCUGGUACUUUUUUGUUUUCAGCCACGUACCACGUACGUACGCGGAACUCUUGCUACGGAAGAGGAACUCUAACUCUACGCGGAACUCUUGCUAUCUUGAAAUUGAAAAUUGAUUGAAAAAUUGAUCUGCGUACUUACUUUUUGCUGGUACCACAUAACCUUUCCAAGUCCAAGGUAUUCAAUACCGUAAUUUAGUUGGUAUAUCAUGUGUUUGAGAUGUCUUGGCAUGAAACAUGAUUGCACUGAUGGCACUAAGAAACGUCGGAGUCGGUUGUUUGAAAUCGCAGAACUCCCUUUUCAAAUAGCAAAACCCCUUUUCAAAUAGCAAAACUCCCGUUUCAAAUAGCAAAACUCCCUUUUCAAAUAGCAAAACACCCUUUUCAAAUAGCAAAACACCCUUUUCAAAUAACAAAACUCCCUUUUCAAAUAGAAAAACUCCCUUUUCAAAUAGCGAAACACCCUUUUCAAAUAGCAAAACUCCGUUUGCUAUCUCGUAGUCUGAACAUGUUUUUCAGAAACCUGUACUUUAUGAACCUUACUUUUAAAGAUUAAGUACACAUUGAGCUUUGAGUACUGAGUUUGUUCUAGCGCUAGUAUAUAAGCGGCAACAACCAUUGGCGUACCAGUCAGAUACGACUCAGUAGAAAUCUUGAUUGAUCGCACCCUGAUAGAAUCAUACGAUUAAACGAAUAAAAUCAAUUGCAAGGAACGAGACAGGGAAACAAUUAAGGAAUGAGAUAAUAUGGAAGGCGAAUUGUCAAUGUUGAAAAUAAAUAAUGAAUCGAACAAGAAGUAUAGGGAAAAAAGACUACUUUAAUACUAGAAAGGUGAACGAAAGAAGGAAAAUGUGGAUAAAGGUAAAAUGGAGAAACUGCAAGGAAAUUAUAGAAGAAUUAACUACAAGGAAAUUCCCAACGAACUUUAAUCAGAAAGUUUUUCUCAUAUUUUUCGAAGGUGAAUCAACAUCGUGUUGGAUUGGCAAGCAGCUAGCUUUGAUCUUAUUCUUCUACAUCCCAGUGGCAAUCAUGCUGCUCUUCAACGCUGUGUCCUUAAUAUGGACCAUAUUCAGUAUUCGUAAUGUCACUAAGGUAAUUUAGUAUUCUGGGUUAUUUUUUCUGCAGAUAAGAUGCCAUGUUGGCAAUUAGCCUUUCUCACGGCCAUUCUCGGGGUACUGCCCCUCCCACGUUCGAGAGUCUCCGCACCACGAAAUACAACUUUUUAGUAUUCUAGUUGUUUGUAUAAUGGUAAAUUUACAGUUACAACUUUUAAAGGUCGCUUUUCACGUUGUUGGAAUUGUAUAGAAUCUUUCACGAAGGCAGACAGUACCCCAAAAAUGGCGGAUUUUAGGCGAUAACUCGCCGCGAGAUAAUGCGAGUUUAGGCAAUUUAGAUCCCAGAGGCAAAGUAGGCCUGAUUUUGUCCUUCGUGAGAAAGGGUGAUUGGCUGUACUUGGCGGCAGAUCCAAAGCAUUGCCAAUGGAUUUUUCUUAUCUAUAAUAUAGUUUCAACACUCUGGGCGUUGCUACAACACCAAAAUGGUGUAGAAUCGUCACAGCUCAGUAGAAGACACUGAUUUACUGAUUUAAUGUAAAUGAUAACACCAUUUUUGUGCUAGUGAACACCAAAUUUACACGCAACAAGUGUAUCGAAAAACCUAUACUGGGUAUACUAAUGUAAACAGGGUUCGUACAUGUCAGGAAGAGUCAAAUUCAAGGACUUUUCAGGGACAUUCAAGGCCGUGUGUCAGCAAUUCAAGGACUAAAUACUGAAGAAGAAGGCGUUAGAAAUCAGCAAAAUCUGACGUUGAAUUGUUCAAAACGUAACUUUAUAAUGAGGUCAGAUACGAACAUGCAAAAUCAGUUCAACAAAAUGUCCGUCUUGAAUGUCAAACAAUUUCAGAAAAUAUCCAAAAACUAAAGCAAGAAGAAUUCAAGGACAUUCAAGUACUUCUUUACAAAUUCAAGGACAUUAAGGCCUUGAAUUUUUGUUUUCAAAUUUAAGGACAUCCAAGGACUUUCAAGUUUUGUACGAACCAUGUUUACACCAAAUCAUCUCCAGAGCUGCAAUGAUAAUUUUGGUGUUGUACCAACACCAAGAAAUUUAGAGUAAAUAGGAGUCCAGUAUCUGUCGGAUCUUAUCUAACUAUAAAUUCCACUUCAAGGUUUGUUUAGACUCUGCCUAUACAUAAUCUCUAUCUAUGUAUGUAUUUAUAUAAUAUUUUAAUAGUUAUUGUAUAUAUAUGGCUUAAUGUUCUCUACUUUAACUUUUCAGCUAACAAAAGGUGUUCAAAAAUCAGUGAAAUCCGACAGUCGAGGCCAAAAUGCGAAAAUCUACAGUAAGCUCUCGACCGUGAUGGGCGUUACUUGGUUCCUGGGUUUUGGUGCUGCUCAUAACACCAUAGUUGCCUACCUCUAUAUCAUUGUCAACAGCCUACAAGGUAUGAACUUGUCAGAGAGACAAUUGUAUUUUAUUAUGCCCAGCCAGUUCUCACACUCUAUUCAUGUUUAUCAUAUUCAAUAAGGGGUGAACCUAUAGAUAUCCUGGGAGAUUUUCGUUGCAAGAUUUCUUUAAGUUCAGGGCUUUGUCGAACUUUUUAGGGUGUAGAAGCUGUGCAGGAAUAUUUUUAAUAAUUUUCUGUAUUUGCCAUGUACGUAACAACGGACAAGUUGUAACAAACCUGCAGCAGACUUGUAGUACAUUACCGUUGCCAGUACAUCACGGCAUAGUUUUUAAAAUUUUAUUGUUAGUUUAUAAAACAAUUAAUGGCACGAGUCCAAGGUAUCUGACUGAUCUACUACAGUUUCGUGAAUCCUCAAGAUCACUACGAUCUGUAUCGAAUGAACUCUUAAGUCAACCGAGAACUAUUACGAAGACAUAUGGUGAUAAAGCUUUUUCAGUUUGUGCACCUAGACUUUGGAAUAUUUUACCAUUGGAUAUUCGCAAGUCAUCUAGUGUUUACGCUUUUAAGAAGUCAGUUAAAACUCAUCUUUUUUCAAAAUUUGUUAGUAGCAAAUCUUUAUUCAUGUAGAUAACUUUAGGUACCUUACUUUGUUUGUAUAUAGUAGUUUUAUUCUAAAUCAUGUAAAGCGCCUUGAACAGCUUUGAAUUUGUGCGCUAUAUAAAUAAAGUUUAUUAUUAUUAUUAUUAUUAUUAUUAUUGUAGCAAUGCUGUUCCAACAACUUGUCAACAGGAUGUGUUCGCACUGCUAGUUCUGAGCUUGUUGACAAGUUGUCAACGGCUUGUUGGCAACUUGCUACAAGGUUGUUGAGCUCAACAGACUUAUUACCAAAUGUACAUAAAUUGGUUGAUCGAGGGUCUGGACGAGGUUAACCGACUAUAAACCUUUCCCCUCUUUUGACUGAUAGCUGGCAACCAUCUUAGUUAACAGCUGAUGAAUGACAGCAAUUUGAAUUUUGGCUGCGAAGUUUACUUUAUAAACUAUUUCUACAUUUGAAACAGGAGUUUUCAUCUUCUUCACGUUUGUCUUAAACAAGCGAACAAUGAACAUGUGGCGGAACGCAGCAUCAACACGAAGUGGACGUAGUUCAACAAACACAAGACAAACGCGAGUCUCGAAGUUCACCAAAGCUACAGGUGGACCUUAUGCGUCAACCAUUCAACUGAACGACAAAAAAGAACAACAACGCGAGACGGGCUUUACUAACCUCGCACAAUCAACCAAUAAGUGAAUAGAAAGUGGGAGAAUUUGGUCAUAUUCUCUCCAGGGUGCUUCAACUUAAAUCUGUGAACAGUUUUUAAGGAGCAGCCAUCUUUGAUCCCUCAGAUAACUUCAUUGGGACUUUAUUUCUAACAUAAUUAAAAACAUUUAAUUACGUAACACUAUAGUUUAUAUAGUUGAAGAACCUUACAUGCAACUCAAAGUUUUAAAAGGAAUAAAAGC
Paramuricea clavata is the source of this 8167-nucleotide messenger RNA. The record is from the annotation of a GenBank genome assembly. NCBI's taxonomy places the organism in Eukaryota, Metazoa, Cnidaria, Anthozoa, Malacalcyonacea, Plexauridae.